UCCAAGGACUCUUCUGGUUAUGGCUACUGAUCCGACGUGAUCGGGCGCGCACUGACUCUCGAACUCAUGACUGGAUAUACGAUGUUGCGGAAUGGGGGAGUGGGGAACGGAGGCCAGCCGUGGGUGUUGAGGUGGUCCAGUCGCAUCCGGCUCACUUGGCUCAGCUUCACCCUCUUCAUCAUCCUCGUCUUCUUUCCCCUCAUCGCCCACUACUACCUGACCACCCUCGACGACGCGGACGACGCCGGCAAGCGCAUCUUCGGCCCCCGCACGGGCAACGAGCUGUGCGAGGUGAAGCACGUGCAGGACCUGUGCCGCAUCCGCGAGUCGGUGAGCGAGGAGCUGCUGCAGCUCGAGGCCAAGCGCCAGGAGCUCAACAGCGAGAUCGCCAAGCUCAACUUGAAGAUCGAGGCCUGCAAGAAGAGCAUCGAAAAUGCCAAGCAGGACCUGCUGCAGCUGAAGAACGUCAUCAGCCAGACGGAGCAUUCCUACAAAGAACUCAUGGCCCAGAACCAGCCAAAGCUCUCCCUGCCCAUCCGGCUCCUGCCGGACAAGGAUGAGGCGACUUUUCCCUUGCCAAAAUCCCCCCGGAGCUGCAGGCUGCACAACUGCUUCGACUACUCGCGCUGCCCGUUGACGUCCGGCUUCCCGGUCUACGUCUACAACAGCGACGAUUACCCUCUUGGUAGUUCCUUGGACCCUUUAAUUAAACAAGCCUUUGAGGCGACUGUCAGAACUAACGUUUAUGUUACUGAAAAUGCAAAUAUUGCUUGUGUGUAUAUAAUUUUAGUGGGGGAAAUGCAAGAGCCCGUGAUGCCAAAACCUACUGAACUCGAGCAACAGUUGCACUCUCUGCCGUACUGGAGGACUGAUGGACACAACCAUCUCAUCAUCAAUUUAUCCCGGAAAUCGGAAACUCAGAAUUUUCUGUACAACAUCAGCACGGGCCGUGCCAUGAUUGCUCAGUCCACCUUUUACGACGUGCAGUAUCGGCCAGGCUUUGAUAUAGUGGUGUCCCCUCUGGUCCACGCUAUGUCGGAGCCCAACUUCCUAGAGAUCCCGCCCCAGGUGCCGGUGAAGCGUAAGUAUCUGUUCAGCUUCCAGGGGGAGAAGAUCGAGUCCCUCCGGUCCAGCUUGCAAGAGGUUCGCUCCUUCGAGGAGGAAAUCGAAGGCAAUGCCCCCGCUGACUACGACGACCGCAUCAUCACCACCCUGAAGGCUGUUCAGGACAGCAAGCUGGACUUCGUGUUGGUGGAGUUCACGUGCAAGAACCAGCCGAAGGCAAGUCUGCCCACUGAGUGGGCGCUGUGUGGAGAAAGGGACGACAGGCUCGAGCUACUGAAGCUUUCUACUUUUGCACUGAUAAUCACCCCCGGGGACACGCGGCUGGUGAUCUCGGCCGGCUGCGCCAUGAGGCUCUUCGAGGCUCUGGAGGUGGGAGCCAUCCCGGUGGUUCUUGGCGAGCAAGUGCAGCUCCCCUACAAUGAUGUGAUCCGGUGGAACGAGGCAGCCUUAAUCAUACCAAAGCCCCGUAUCACAGAAGUGCACUUUCUUCUGAGAAGCAUUUCUGACAACGAUCUCCUUGCCAUGAGGAGGCAAGGCCGCUUCUUGUGGGAGACCUACUUCUCCACCUCCGACAACGUGUUCAGCACGGUCUUAGCGAUCAUAAGGACUCGAAUCCAAAUCCCGGCCGCUCCUAUCCGGGAAGAAGCGGCCGUGGAGAUCCCGCACCGCUCCGGCAAAGCUGCUGGGACAGACCCCAACAUGGCAGACAACGGUGACCUGGACCUGGGGCCUGUGGAGACAGAACCGCCCUACGCGUCUCCCAAGUAUCUCCGCAACUUCACCCUCACGGCAAUGGACAUCUACAGGAAUUGGAAUUCGGCUCCUGGGCCUUUCCACCUCUUCCCCUAUACUCCCUUCGAUCCCGUUUUACCAUCGGAAGCGAAAUUUUUGGGGUCUGGGACUGGCUUUCGACCGAUUGGCGGAGGAGCAGGUGGUUCCGGGAAGGAGUUCCAGGCUGCUUUGGGUGGCAAUGUCCCCCGGGAACAGUUCACGGUGGUGAUGUUGACUUACGAGCGGGAGGAAGUGCUCAUGAACUCCCUGGAGAGGCUCAACGGCCUCCCCUACUUAAAUAAAGUGGUGGUAGUGUGGAACUCUCCCAAGCUGCCCUCCGAGGAUCUCCUGUGGCCGGACAUUGGCGUCCCCAUCAUGGUUGUCCGCACGGAGAAGAACAGCCUGAACAACCGGUUCCUGCCGUGGGACGAGAUCGAGACGGAGGCCAUCCUGUCCAUCGACGACGACGCGCACCUGCGCCACGACGAGAUCAUGUUCGGCUUCCGGUGAGUGCCGGGGAGGCCGCGCGGGACCUUUCCAUGGAGAAACCCCCGCUUUUCCAACCCUUUCUCCUUGCGCGGCGGCGUCGGGACGCUGGGAGGAGCGAGCGAGGAGCUCUACUACGCCUACCUGUACUCGUACGUGAUGCCCCAGGCCAUCCGCGACAUGGUGGACGAGUACAUCAACUGCGAGGACAUCGCCAUGAACUUCCUCGUGUCCCACCUCACCAGGAAGCCGCCCAUCAAGGUGACCUCCCGCUGGACGUUCCGCUGCCCCGGCUGCCCGCAGGCGCUGUCGCACGACGACUCGCACUUCCACGAGCGCCACAAGUGCAUCAACUUCUUCGUCAAGGUGUACGGCUACAUGCCGCUGCUCUACACCCAGUUCCGCGUCGACUCGGUGCUCUUCAAGACCCGCCUGCCCCACGACAAGACCAAGUGCUUCAAGUUCAUCUAGGCGGCUCCG
Molecule: messenger RNA, 2802 nt
Organism: Tinamus guttatus (white-throated tinamou)
Lineage: Eukaryota; Metazoa; Chordata; Aves; Tinamiformes; Tinamidae
Source: RefSeq, a predicted model, not a curated record